AUGGGUCAAGAUGAAGUUGGUCUGCAGGUACUCCCUCCUCCUCCAGGGUACUCAACAUCAAAUCAACAUGAGGAUUUUAUUAUGCCAACGUCUUUCACCAUCCAUAAACAAGGCGAGUCAGAGGUCAAAUUCAAUAUACGCGGAAACUCCGGGAGCACGCCACUUUCAAUCGCAUGCACAUACAAAAACACAGACGACGAUUUCGAAGCAAGAGUCAAUCUCCUCCCGCGGAAAGAUGAAAAUGCAUCUCCCUUGGCGACAGUAAAAUACUCCCGCCACAGCGCUGAGCUCGAAUUCAUCAACAAGUCUCCUCCAUCACAUAUCACCAUGUACUACCGUCUCCUGGGCGAUAGAAACGCAACACAUUCUUUCAACGUCAACACCCCGCAGCGAACAAGUUUCGAGUGGAGGAAUCUUGGUGAUGGCGAAGGAUGGAAAUUUCCGUGCAUGAACGAAGUUAUCGAGUCAAAUCUACUCGGUAUUAUGAACUAUCCUCCACUUUUACCCCGCGAUCGAACCCUGCCAUUCAGCAAAGGCGCCCCUACUCUCGCCCCCAAGCGACGCGCUGUCGCCAUAGCUUGUGACGCGUGCAGGAGUAGAAAAGUCAGGUGCACAGGCGAGUUUCCAACAUGUGCUGCGUGUCAAAGACGUGGGGCCGAGUGCAACUACGCUGAUAUUGCUAAUGAUCGCGAGAUGCACUCGAACCAGCUUAAAAGGAGGGUCAAAGAGUUGGAGGAUGAGAACAGAAGCUUUAGGAAUUUGUUUCAGAGUUUGAGGAAGCGGGACGGGACAACAAAUCAAGACCUGCUGCGGAGGAUACAGGCUGGUGAUGAUUUUGGGACCGUCAUUGAACAUGCUCGAAAUCCGGGUGGCCAAGGGAAGCGGAAGAGGUCUCCGUCACCGAGUUUAAUGGCUAGACAACGGCCAUCAGAUUCGACGACAAUACGUGGCAUUUUACCCAGAACGCCAGUCGCUUCUCCCGCAGCGAUCUAUCCCAACGUGCUACCUAUUUACAACUCACCGUCUCCCGCUCCUCUUCCUUCACCACCCAUCAAUACGCCUUCCUCUCCAAAAGAUGCUAUCCUAGACCUUCUGACACUCUCGCAAAAGGGGAAACCAGAUCUUGUCCUACUCAAUGAAGCCCGCCCCAAGGAACACUGCGAUCUUCGCUUGAACGAGCUUUCCGUCUCGUACUGGACACGCGUACCGAUAAGUAACCGGUCCGCGUCAAUGCUCAUCUCCACGUUUCUCGAGACAGAUAACUCUGCCGUUGGUUUCAUCAACAAGGAUUUGUUCCUCACAGACCUGGUGCAGCACAACCCUACAUUCUGCUCUGCCUUUCUCGUCAAUUCGAUACUGUACCUUGCCUGCUUCGCUCACACCGCAUCCGAUGGCAGAGCAGCCACCCUUGCGCAUAGCUUUUUCAACGACGCAGAGCGACUAUAUCGCGCGGAAAGGUUAUCAGACAGUCUCACGACCCUAGCAGCCAUCAACAUCUUUAGCUUGGGGUGCUUCUCUCACGGGAACGAUAACUUGGGCCAGGAUCUCCUCUUAUCAGGACGUCAGAUGGGGAACCGUAUGAAUUUCUACGGUCUUGAUGCUACAAGCUCAGAGAUGAGGGGGUUUCAGGAGCUACCAGAUGAUCAUUCAGAGUCACAAGCUUCUUGGGGGACUUUUAAUUGGCUGACGGAUGUGAACUCGAACUUUACUCGACUACCUUUCGACGUCGAGCUCUUUAUAGUCAAUGAUCUAAUAGAGCUCUACAAGCACGACGAGAAACGCUUGACACCCUUGGCCACUGUCUCUGAAACUUGGCAACGCAUCGUGGAGAAGCACACUUUUCAGAACUUUAAACUGAGUGUACAGGAGCUCCCCGUCUUCCAGAGCUUUGUUCAAAGAGGGCGGCUACAAUUUGUCAAAUCCAUGACCCUCAAAGUCCGUACAAACCCCUCCUGGCACGAAGAUUGCGACUGGGAUAUCUUCAGAAAUAUUCUUUCUAGCGUAAUAUCGUCCACUACCGCUAUUGAGUUUAUACGCAUAGAGAGAUGGUGGAAUGUGUUCGGCAUUUGCGACAGUCGUGGAGGAAGAACAGCCAAUAUGGAGCUACUGGAUCUCAUCUCGCAAGCCGCGGACCAUCUCGAACAUAUCGCCGUAUCUUACGCCGUCAGCGCCGAAGACUUCUUGGAUCGCUGCAGAGAACAAAAAGUUCUCGGAGAUUGCCUCACAAGCGUCAUGAGAAUGCCCGCGCUCGAGAUGUUGGAGGUAUGGGAGCUAGGUCUGCAAGGACUGCAAGUUCAUAUCUUUAGGCUCCAUCCAAGUAUAUCCAGAGCCUGGAAGAAUGUCUUCGCUGGUAGGGAGGGUUACACGCUUGAGAUGGAGGAGCACCGAUUCGCCCGUGCCGAUAUCGUUACCCUUUCGGACAUGUUGCCGCAUUUGAUGCUAAAAGACAAGAUUCUCCAUGCAUCUACCAGGAACUGGGUUUCGGAACUUACAAUGUUACCCACCACCUUUCAGUGUAGCCAUACUCAUACGGCAGUACGUUGCACCAUGAUUUCUCCCACCACAGCCGUUGUACAGAGUGCAUCAUCCUGCACUAGGGUCCCUCCCGAGAUCGAGUUAUACAUCGCCCAGGCUCUGAUAGAGACGCACAAGCAAUCAAAGAACCCAACCUCCCGCUUAUCGACCUUUGCCACCGUAUCCAAAACCUGGCAAUCUCUCAUAGAGAAGGAAACAUACAGCCAUAUAAAGAUAACGUCACAUGAGCUAGGCUCCUUCAAAAAGUAUGUCCGAUCCUACCGUAAGCUACUUGUCAAGCAUAUUCUUCUUGAGAUCUCAUACAACUUUCACCGCGAUGAGUUGGAAGAUAGUCAAAAAGUUCGAUUUUCAAAAGCGGUGCACGCCCUUUGGCGUAUCCUCUCAAGAUGGAAAGUAUGCCGUGUUGCAGUGGAGCUGGGCAUUGUCUCUUCUCAUGCGAGGACUCUCAGGAACGCACAUGAUCGAAUCGGCGCCUCCCAGCACUACCCUUUGGACCGUUCCCGCACCCGUGACCCACGUUUUGCGGAGUUGAUCGACUUUUGGGCUAUUUUCGGUCCUUAUUUUAUGGGGACAAACUCUGCUCGCUUCGACCGAACUUCCUUCCCGCUACAGGGGGCCUCGAGUCUGCCCAACGUUGAUGCCAUAGCUGAGCUGGUGAUUCGGAGAGAAUACCACCCAAACAUAUCUCCAGCGACUCUCUAUGAGAUCAUCUCGUCUGCCCCGUGUAUCGAAUCCAUUCAUCUUGAGAGAUGGUGUUAUGGCCUUCGUUUGCAAGAUGGAAAUUGGGAUCGCGCUUUCCAGCGAACAGGGCUUUUAGUCCCAGAUUCAGCGAAACGGUUGACAUAUUUUGAAGAAUUCCAUACCCCAUAUCACCAGUGGAGUGGGGAAAUGGUGCUGCCACGACCAAGCAACACACUUCUGGACUCCAUCUCCGACGCCGCAGAUCGUCUUGAGCAUAUCGCUGUCUCCUUUGCUUUCGACGCACAGACACUAUUCGAUAGGUUUACACAAACAGAUUUCAAAGCGCUGAAGACUCUCGCACUUACGUCUUCUUUCAGUAAUUAUUCUGAGGGCCUCUUAGUCGAUACUGCAGAGGCAGUGACGAAGAUGCACGCACUCCAACUUCUAGAAAUUUGGAAUUUCGAAGCUGGUCCCGCCGACGUUUUCCGGUACGAGAGACUCGAUCGAUACCAAGGUCGUAUUAUUUGGCAGAGCACCGAGGACCGCGAGAUCUCUUCAGUUGUGGAAAUGAGUUGGAAAGAUCUGUUGAGGACGGGUCAGAGUGGGUUCGACGCCAAGUGUAGCAGUUUUCCGAUGAAGUUGAAAAGUCUUCAGGAUCUUCUGCCACAUUUGAAGUUGGGCGAGCAAAUUCUUCGAAAUUUCAUCUAG
Messenger RNA from Fusarium tjaetaba, 3924 nucleotides. RefSeq names its product regulatory CAT8. The transcript is spliced from 10 exons. NCBI's taxonomy places the organism in Eukaryota, Fungi, Ascomycota, Sordariomycetes, Hypocreales, Nectriaceae. The record is from RefSeq and is a predicted model, not a curated record. Gene Ontology annotation, molecular function: zinc ion binding; DNA-binding transcription factor activity, RNA polymerase II-specific. Bases 1 to 3924 code for a protein of 1307 amino acids. Gene Ontology annotation, biological process: regulation of DNA-templated transcription.